Stegostoma tigrinum is the source of this 8774-nucleotide messenger RNA. RefSeq names its product actin filament associated protein 1 (gene afap1). Gene Ontology annotation, molecular function: SH3 domain binding; SH2 domain binding. Gene Ontology annotation, cellular component: cytosol. Lineage: Eukaryota; Metazoa; Chordata; Chondrichthyes; Orectolobiformes; Stegostomatidae. The transcript is spliced from 18 exons. The record is from RefSeq and is a predicted model, not a curated record. Bases 93 to 2612 code for a protein of 839 amino acids.
GAGCGCGAGACUAGGAGUAGCUCGCGGAGCGGCGUCAGGGGCUCGUUACACUGUAACUCAACUGAAGUCGCAACUGUGUUGCUGUGCCUGCCAUGGAGCAGAAAAAACAACUAGAAAUGGAAACAUGUAUCAAAGUGAUGGAGGAGUUAAUUGUCGAAUUACAUCUAUUCCUGGAACUUCUUGACCAUGAAUAUCUAACCACAUCUGCCAGGGAGAAAAAGACUGCAGUCUGCAAUAUCUUGCGGAGGAUCAAGUCGGUGUUUGACUGUCAAAUGAAGAACUCUACACAGAAGCAUGACUUACCUUGCAGUGUGCCUGCACCACCUCAGAUUCCUCUACCUGAGAUCCCUCAUCCAUGGCAUCCAUUAGAAAACAGUCCACCACCUCUGCCAACGUCUUCCUUGCCUGAAGGCUAUUAUGAGGAAGCGGUGCCAUUGAGUCCAGGAAAAGCUCCAGAAUAUAUCACUUCUCGAGAUUAUGAUUCAGAUGCCAUGAGUAGUUCCUAUGAAUCAUAUGAUGAAGAUGAUGAGGAUGGGAAGGGAAAGAAACUGAGACACCAGUGGCCAUCUGAGGAGGCUUCAAUGGAUUUGGUGAAAGAUGCUAAGAUCUGUGCUUUUCUCCUGCGCAAGAAACGUUUUGGACAGUGGACUAAACAAUUUUGUGUCAUUAAAGAUAACAGACUAUUGUGCUACAAAAGCUCAAAGGAUCAUCAACCUCAGAUGGAGUUAUUGCUUCCAGCCCACAAUGUGUCCUAUGUUCCCAAAGACAGCAAAAGGAAAAAACAUGAGCUACGAAUCACCCAGCAAGGAGCAGACAUUGUCGUUUUGGCUGUGCAAAGCAAGGAACAAGCAGAGGAAUGGCUAAAGGUAAUAAAAGAUGUUGUUGUACUUUGCAAUGUAACUACUGAAACCGAUGGAUCCAUGACAAUUGUUCCUGUGAACAAAGCAGAACUGGAAAAGAAAUUAUCUGCUGAUAAGCCAAAUUCAGAUGGUGAAGGGCAUUUGGAAAAUGGUAACCAUGUUGCAACAGCAGAUAGUAAAGACCAUGCAGGAAAGGGAAAGAAAAAUGCAAAGACAGAGCCAAAAGGGGCUGUGAGCAAGGUCACUGGAAAGAAAAUUACCAGGAUCAUUGGUCUGGGUAAAAAGAAGCCAUCAACAGAUGAACAAACCUCCUCCGCUGAGGAAGACAUCCCUACCUGUGGCUAUCUGAAUGUGUUAUCUAACAAUCGAUGGAGGGAACGCUGGUGCAGAGUGAAAGAAAACAAGCUAAUUCUCCACAAAGAUAGAACUGACCUGAAAAUUCAAAUGGCUUCUAUUCCACUACGCGGAUGUGAACUCAUUCCAGGCCUGGAUUCCAAACAUCCACUGGCAUUCCGUUUGCUUAGGAAUGGACAAGAAGUUGCGGUUUUAGAGACCUCUUCAGGAGAGGAGCUGGGAAGGUGGCUCGGUGUGCUAUUAUCUGAAACUGGUUCUUCCACAGACCCAGCAGCCCUACACUAUGAUUAUAUUGAUGUAGAAACAACUUCAAGUGUUAUACAAACUGCAAAACAGUGCUUCAAUUUAUUACACAGACGGUCGAUAUCACCAAAUCGAUAUGGUGGCAAUAUGCCUAAUGGAUAUGCAUGCCCGCGUGGAAUUUCUCUUCAUUAUGACGAUGUACCUUGCCUAAAUGGAACAGAGCAGGAGGUUUUCACUACUAACGCUAGCCCGCUGUGGUUUGAGGAAGUUCAUAGUGACAGCACUGACCUGUACGACAACGUUCCACCACCAAAACCAAUUGCCCGCAAAUCGCAGCCACUUGGGGUCCAGAGUAGGCUUUCCACUGAGAAACUAACUUCUAAAAAUAACAAAACUCUUGCCUCUUCACCUCUAUCUUCUUCACGGCCUAUGACUAAUAAAACUAACACCUCUGCUACAGAAAAGGGACCAGUCAAAACAGCUUCACAGGCAAAAGGAAAGAAGAUGUCAACAGCAGUAAAUGGUAUGACAGCAAAGCAGAAGGUCGGAAGCAAUCCAGUCAAAAAAGGAAAUCCUGUCACAAAUGUGAAGCGCACAGCCUCAAAUGCUGAUCAAUACAAAUAUGGUAAGAACCGUGUGGAAGCCGAUGCAAAAAGAUUACAGUCAAAAGAAGAGGAGAUGAAAAAGCAGAAAGAAAUCUUACGCACCCGAUUGGCACAACUGAGAAAAGACCGAAGGGAGCUGAAAGCAGCUAUUGAAACAUGUACAGGUAAGAAGUUUCAGGCUGCUCUGGAGACCAAGCUAAAGAAAUUAGAGGAGGAGUGCAAGAUCAAAGAAACUGAACGCGUGAACCUGGAAUUGGAGCUGACGGAGGUGAAUGAAAGCUUGAAGAAAGCGCUUGCUGGAGGCCCCACACUGGGCCUGACAAUAGAACCAAAGUCAUCAAGAACCUCAAGCCCGCAGUCCCCUGUGUUUAUGCACCGCACCCUGGACAAUUCUCCAGCUUCCAGCUGUGAUACAAGUGACACUGAGCCACUACCACUGCCUGUAAAUGCAGCUGCUCUCGGAAGAAGACCCCCCUCAAUGGUUUCUUCCCCAAGUCGAGGCCAUGUACGCAGGAAGGCCAAGGAAUGGGAACUGAAGACUGGAACAUAAAACAAGAAAAGUGUUCUCUUUUUAUAGUAUUUAUUUCCUUUUUACAAAAUGUACAAGACCAGAAGCACUGCCACUGCGUCCUUCAGUUCAAAGAACUGCACAGUCUGUGUGGUCCUCUCAAAAACUGUGGGAAGACAGCAGUUGUUCCAUGUUGAAGUGUAGCUUUAUGUCUUGGGUCAAUGCUGAAAGUUUUUAAACUUUAUUCCACCUCACCCUCCAUUGCUGAUUGUCUACUUGCAUUACAGCAUUUGACACUUGUUCAAUAAUGUUGUGUUAAUUAAUACAUAAAUGUCUCAAUUUAAAAAAGAAACAAGUCUGGUAAGGAACAAUUUGAGUAUCCCUAACACAAAGAAAAAAACACGUUUAUUACAGUAGAGGCAUUUUAAGUUUUAUUAAUUUAUGACUAUAAUAAAACAAAAGUUGAGCGUAUUGGGUAUAGUGCCCGCGCCCCCCCAAAGGAUGAAGCCAGAUAAGAAAUCAAUAGCCUCAGUAAAUCCUGCAGUAACCAGCCAGUUUUGAAAAUUGUCACCUAUUUUUAUUCUUGCUCACCCUAUUUAGAGGAGAUGCUCAAGUAUUUUCCUGGAACAGUGCACUGUUUGUUAUAACACACUGGGUUUGGUUAUUCUAAUUCAAGUCAAAACCCAUUCACUUGGAUUUAAAAUUAGACCCUUCAGUUCAUCAAAAAUGAAAUCACUGCUUGUAUUUUCCAUGCAAGAUUGAUUUUAGUUCUUAAAAACAUUUGUGCAGUCAUAGAUUCAAGAUAUAGUACUUGUUAUUUACUAUAGAUUGUAUCAUUCUGCAGAUUUUCUAAAAUAAUAACUUAGUUUCACCUACAAUGAAGAGUGUUUUGAUACAUGAGCAACUUUUGAUAUAUUAGGCAAGCGAUAUUGGUUUAAAAAAUAAGUUUUGAUGUAACAUAGUUGAUGUGCUUUUUGUACUUUGAGGAAUAUGUAAUUAUGUAUAAUUUUAUUUGGAGCAAGUCCAUAUUUAAAAAUUAUUUGUCUAGAUUCCCACAAUUUCAAAGUGAAGGACUGAAUAUAAAAUAUGAAAAAUAACAAAAAAAUUGUGAACUACUAAUAAUAAUUCUUGGAUAGAAUUUGUGUUUCUGUACAGCUCUGACGAUUGAUCCCAAAUCUUAACAGAGGGCAUGGGACCACUUGGCUGUACUGUUUUUGGUUUGCAAAACUUUUAUCAGCAAUAUAUUUCAAUAUUAUUCAUCUCUCAGCAUAAUCAUAUUAACAACAUAAAGUGCAGGAAACGUUCAGCAGUCAGGCUGUGGAGAGAGAAACCAAGUUGUCAUUUCACAUUAAUAACCAUCUGAAUGUUUCCAGCAUUUUGCUUUUUGUUUUAGAGCGUAAUCAUAUUGUUGCUUCUUAUUAGGGCAAGUGAUUUGGUUCUGUGCAUAUCUAUACAGAAAUGGAUACUUUCACCAACUUGGAAAGAUUUUAUACAGUUACAAUACUCUGACAGAAAGUUUGCAUGAUUUUAGAAAUUUAUGAAGUGUAUUCCUGGAUGAUAUAUUCCUCUAAAUCACUUGCCCUUGUUAUUAUUAUAUUGAUUAAAAAUACAUUAGAAUAUGUUUAUCAAGUAAUUUUACUAGUAUCUGGCAAAUAAAAUAGAAAACACAGGAAAGUAUUACAUCUAUAAUGGUAAAUCUUCCACAAAAUUAAUGUAUAUUUUGUCAAAAAAAUUUCAUCCAAUCACUGUGCCUUACAUUGUCUGUUAUUUGUGCCAUUUCGUCAUUUUCAUCAUCUGAUAGUAUUGUACAGCAUUAUAGCAGACCUUUCAGCCGAACAGGUCCAUGCCAGUGCAUAUGAUCUACACAACCUCCUUAUCCAAUCUUAAUGAAACAUCCUUCUAUUCAUUUCCCUGUCAUGUUCAUUUAUGUAUUUGUUGCUUCAACUAUCUUCAGGUUUUAACUACAGUUUUCUAGUUUGGUAUGAAAAUUUACAGACAAACAUAAUUUUGAAUUACAAUUAAGUUUUGAUUGACCAAUUGAAGGGGCUAAUUGUCCAGUAGUCAACCAGAAGUUAAGUGUGAAUCAGAAGAGCAUAUUUUUUAAAUGUUUUAAUAUGAAUUACUUCACCAAUAAAUUGCUAAUUGCCAAAUAAUAUUGCUGAAGAUUAAUGUUUUCUCCCUCAUUUAAAAGUAACAUGAUUUCCAUUAGAAACAAUAUUUUUCUGCUGGUGCCAGAAGUUAAAUAUGAGAAAAGUGAUACAGAAAUGCUACGCAAAUUUCAGAUAUAAUCUUUAGUGCCAAUACCACAAACAGUCAAUAUCUGUACUUGUGGACAUUAAAUAUAGUGUAGAAGUAUAUAGUGUUUUUGAUCUUUUCUAGAAAGAAAAACAUUUUAAUAUGAAACAUUUUUACAUUCAUCUGAGUCUGUCAACUGUAACAAUUAAUCAGGGACUACAUCUGUUAGUAGUAAUCAUAGACAAAUACUUAUGCUGUGAUACAUUUCAAUAAAAUUAGACUUUGUGUAUAAAACAAAUGAACAAGUAAUUUUUUUUACAUUUUGAAUGUUCCACAUUACCAGAAACGACACAGCUUAAUAGUGAAAGAUUGUGCCAUCACUGACACUUAAUCCUUCAAAGUUUGGGAAAAGUGUAUGGGAUCUGGAAGUAUUCCUACUUAAGCUGAGACUAAUUUCUUUGAUUUUGUUUUAACAAAUGUUGGUGUUAGCAUUAAUAACAUCAUGGAAUAAACAGGGCAAUGUGGAUACAGUAAGGCAGUUCUCAACUUCUUGAAAAGGUAACUGCACCAUUGAAAACAUAUGUGACCUUGUGAUGUCAUUCAGUUGACUCUGCAUCCCAUGGACUCCGCUGCUGCUAAAUUCUUCUGAAUAGAAGAAGCAUAUAACAGCAUUCAAAAGGCAGAACAAAGGCACCAAGCCAUAACCAAGCACCAAGUUAAACUAAGCAAGCUGAUACAGAUAGGAUAGGCCAAAAAACCACAUUCUGUGCUGUAACACUUCUGUGAUUCUCCUGAAAUUUGUCAGGACAUUUUAGUUGGCUGUCUGCAGAGACAUUGUUUCAAUUUUGCAUACUAUUAAACUCUUUAAAAUUAGUCAAAUCACACAAUCUGUGGCAAAAACAGAAAUAGCUGGAGAAACUCAACAGGUGUGGCAUCAUUUCUGGAGAGAAAGCAGAGUCAGGACUGAAGAAGGAUCACUGGACCCAAAAUAAUAACUAUGCUUUCUUGCCACAGAUACUGUCAAGACCUGCUGAGUUUCUUCAGAAGUUUCUGACUUUGAUUCAUUUCUGGCAUCCACAGUUGUUUGUUUUUAAUGCAAGCUGUGAAUAGUUUUUUUUCUGAAUUUGCAGUGGACUAACCAACAGUCCUUUAAAGGAAGCCACUAGAGACCUGAUUGUAUUGUUGGUGACGCAGCCAAUCUGACUGUGACACAGUAGAGGCAGCAGCUCACAGCAAUUAUUACACUGAGACUCAAACUUAUUACACCUUAAUUGUAUGCUUUCAGUAUGACCCCAAAAAGAGGCUUUAAUGACCUUCUACGCUAAUAGUUUAAAAAUUCUUUCGCUCAGUAGCUUUCCUUUCCUAUCUAUUGCACAUGUGAUACAAUCUCAGACUAUAAAACCUAGGAGCAGAAAUAGCCAGUCAGCUGAUAGAUCCAGUGUCACCAUUCAAUGAUAUAGCUGAUCUGAUAAUCCUCAACUCCACUUUCCUGCCUUUUUCCCAUAACACUCGACUCCUUUACUGAAUAAAACAGUCUUUCUUAGCAUCAAAUAUGCUUAAUGACCCAGCCUUGACAGCCCUCUGUGGUAAAGAAUUCUACACUUUCACAACCCUUUUGAGAGAAGAAAUUUCUCAUACUCUUGAUUUUAUUUCUGCUUGUUACACUCUUAAAUUUUCUGUCACAGUUUAUUUGCAUAUAAAUUUAAAAUUAUUUGUCUUCCUGUCCAUUACAUGUCUUGUGCUGCUAUUUCAUGAUAAGACCUGGACUUCACGUUUACACUCUUUGUGCCAUUCUUUUGGGGCAUUCGACCAAUCGAGUAGUUGAACCACAUGGACUUGAUAGAUGACACAUCGCUUUGUUGUUCCUUCAUUGAAUAUGCAAAGGCUCAAUUCCGCUACAGGUUUAUUUGCCCACAAAAGUAUUUAUUUGUUAGUUUAUUUUCAAACUUCAUCAUGCCAUCUUUCUUCAAACUUCAGGUAUAAUCACUUCAUUUGGGUAACAUAGUAGCUGCUCAUCAAGCAGAAAGAUCACUGCUAGAGAUCUAUCAUCUAGCAUUUAUUUGUCUUUGUUUAUGAAGUUACGUACCUGCCAGUGAAAGACAUCCACUGUGACUUUAAUAGAUCGUAAUUUAGAAAGGAAAAUAGUGAAUUAUCAGUGAUUUUAUUUUUACAGUACAAUGUGGUCAAAUCUCACUUCUGUAGUUAUGCUCUCGUGUAUUGUUAUUGUGAACUGUUUAUUUGUUGUAGAAUGCUUUCCUGUGUUUCCAUAUGUAAAUAUAGGAUGACUGACGAAGCUACACACUGUUCUGCUUUGUGAUCUUGGUUCUCAUAGAGUUUGAAGCUACAUGUGAAAGAAUCAUUUAUGAACAUGCACUUCUGGUACCAUGUGAAAUGCAUGGAAUCAAGAAAAUUGAUGGCCUGUUGAUCUUCAUUGUGCAAUUCCUUUCAUGUUCCCGGCAGGCGAAUCUGUGUGUCUGGAGUGCAAACACAUAAAAAUUUUAGCUCAAUACAAUUUAAAAUGUAUAACAUGUAUAACAAGAAUCAUCUCGAAUAGAAGAAGAGUUGGCUGAAUUUACAGCAGGUAGUUAUUUACAUGACCUGAAACUGAUGAUGCAGGUUCUAUGCUACAGACUCUGCUUUUGCUUUUUAAGUGAAGUAAUUCUGUAGUUGCAUCAAGGAUUUCAGUCACAGUAAGUUGCUGAACAUUUCAUAUUUGUCUGCAAUAUCUUUGCAUCGUUUGUGUCCUGGGAUGGCAAAGGCAUGUUAAAAAGCUGAAGUUUUCAUUUGAUCGGUCUGCAGUAUGAAAACUGGCCUCAAAGUAAAGGCCAACGUACUAAUUAUAAAUUGUCUUCAGCUGGAAUCUUGCAUUUCUACCCACUCAUACCCCUACUGGAGUAACUAUCCUGAGGUGUAUACUUAAUGUGUCCUAAUGCCUUGACUGCAGAAAAUGAGAUGAAUUUAGGGGUGUAACUAAUGAAUGGCAUAUGUUUUGCUCCCCCAAAAACAGGGAAAUGUGGUUCCAAGAUUGUUUGCUUUGCAAAGCCAAAUGCAAAUAUGUGCAAAAUUCUCUCCUUUUCCCUGGCAAUGAAGAACCACAAGUGUGGUUCUACUUGUGGUUCUUCAUUGUCAUUUCUAAAAACCACACUUGAAUUUCGAGUGGUAAUAUAACUCUUAUGUUUACGUCUGAGUUUUAGGUUGAGGUUUGCUAUUGAGCUAAGCGGACCAGGAAGAAUCCAUCAGAAGUCAUAGGAUACUGUUUUUUGGACUUUAUUACUUUUUCCACAUCUGCAUCAUGCAGUGGCAGUCCUGUAUCUUAUUUCUACCCACUAAAAACUGCACAGAGUAAGCAUCUCUGACACUUCUGGCCUUCAGUGAGAUUACCUUGCUGUCCAAGCUGCUAUGUGUAGACUGUCACUCCUUUAUCAUACCAUAUGAGAUUCAGGACUUUACUGAUUCUGUCAGCAGCACCAAUUAAAGCAGGGGGCGGGGUGAAGAUAAUUCAAGUUAUGAAUAAACAAACUCUAUGAGGAAACAGGCACGAAUGAAAUAAUGUGUGAAUUUAAGCUGAAAUAUUACUAACUCUCCUGAGUUCAAUUCAUUCCUUGUAUUCACAGAUCUGAUUUAGUUGAUAUUUAAGAGUGAAAUUGAAUUUUCUAUUUGGCAAAUCUAAUUUCUUUCUUGCUGCUUCAAAACAUUGUGUAUAUAAUUCCCUUUAUUAAACUAUGCUGAUGACACACUUGCAAGUCAACCAAGAUGUUUUCUAACUGCAGCUUCACUGUGAUGUAAAUAGAGCAUCUGUUUUCACUGUAAGAAUAGGAAAAUUCUGGACUGUAACCUUACUGGUUUUUGUUUUUAACUAAAUUAAGUGAGAAUAAUAAACAUCUUGUAUAAACCAAGUGUGUAAAUGAUACCCAAUUAUUUCUGCACCUUAGUGUUUUGUUACUUCUAUCUGUAAGCUGUUAAUGUUUU